AUGAUGGACCAUACUGUAAUCUGGUCACUCAUCGUGGGCACCGCCGUUGCCGCGACAAUCUACUUGUUAUCGCAGCGUCAAACGGCACCAGAGGCGGGGCUUGAAGUCACUCAGCUCUAUGUAUAUCCAGUGAAGGGAUUGAGAGGAUGCGCAAUUGACAAAGCACGCCUUGGUCCAUUCGGCUUCGAAGGAGACAGAACCUUCUGUCUCCAGAAAGUGAAAAGAGACGGCGACUCGGAACCCCAAUAUGAAACCAUGUUCAUCGGAUAUCACCUCAAGCUUGCGCUUUUCCAGGCUGCUAUCGACUACGACAAGAGCCAAGUGACAAUCCAGUGGAAUGCGGACAAGACCGACGACAGCAUUCAUUUCCCUCUGAAGCCUUCUCUGGAAGGUCGCAAGGUCAUUGAAGCCAAUCUCCAUACAAGCACUACUAAAGCUUACGACAUGGGAGAUGACCUUUCGAAAUGGUUUUCCGAUCGCCUCGACCAAGAAGUGCGAUUGGUCUACAUCGGCGACGGCUCAAGAGCUGUUUUAGGAUCUCUGGCACCUCAUAGCUCCGAUGGUUUACAAAAGGCCUCAUUCACUCAGCGGCUGAAGAACAGCAUUCCAUUCCUUGCACAUCCACCCGAACGAAUUACUUUUAGUGAUCUCGCACAUUACCUGGUUGUCACAGAAGAGUCUAACAACGAAGUAUCAUCCCGCUUGAGCGAAGGCUACUCGAUGGAUGUCACCAAGUUCCGACCCAAUAUUGUUGUCUGUGGCGCUUCGGGAGCCUUUGCCGAGGACUUUUGGGCAGAGUUAGUAUUCGAUGGUGGAGUACGAAUGGCGAUGACAGCCAAUUGCUUUCGAUGCCAGAGUAUUACCGUGGAUUAUGAGACUGGAAAGACAGCGGCCGAUGAUACGGGCACCGUUUGGAAGAAGUUGAACAAAGAUCGACGAGUGGACAAGGGAGCCAAGUAUAGUCCUGUCUUUGGACGAUAUGGCUUCUGUUAUGGUGACGACAUGAGCAAGACGCUUUCGGUUGGGCAACGAGUCAAUGUCACCCGCGUCAACAAGCAGCGAACGACCAUGGACUGGCCGACACUCAGCACUUUUGGUGUUUCACAGAAGAAAUAA
Molecule: messenger RNA, 1116 nt
Organism: Fusarium coffeatum
Lineage: Eukaryota; Fungi; Ascomycota; Sordariomycetes; Hypocreales; Nectriaceae
Exons: 3
Coding region: 1-1116 (371 amino acids)
Molecular function (GO): molybdenum ion binding; catalytic activity; pyridoxal phosphate binding
Source: RefSeq, a predicted model, not a curated record